Molecule: messenger RNA, 567 nt
Organism: Microthlaspi erraticum
Lineage: Eukaryota; Viridiplantae; Streptophyta; Magnoliopsida; Brassicales; Brassicaceae
Source: the annotation of a GenBank genome assembly
AUGUGCAAGGUUUUUGCUCUUGGCUCUAAUACUUGGAAAGUAGUAAAUCCGCCUCAUUGUCGACUUCAGUAUUUCAACACUUCUCUAAUGCACUUGGAUGGAAUCAUGUAUUGCCUCAUUACAACUCACGAUGAGAUUUGCAAUGCUAAGGUACUAGCUUUUGAUCUUCACACUGAGAAGUUUCAAACCUUUUCGAUUACUCUGGAUAUUGGGGAAAGAGGGAACUGUGAGUUAAGCAUGUGUGUUCUUAACCAUCGCCAAUGCGUCUCCAAGAGUUUUGCUGAUAACAACGACACUUGUUUCAAAAUAUGGUGUCUAGAUAUAAGCAAGACAUCUGAGGAAAUUAUGUAUUCCAUAGAUUUUUCUUGUUUACCGCCAGAUGGCAUAGUAUGUCUAAUCCUUCCAGUGGCGAACAUCAACAAUUGUGUUGUCAUUUCAAGUUACCACUUUCAACUUGGCGCAUUGGUACGACUCUACGGUUCCAAAAGCAAUAUUUUCUACUAUUGGCCAGCUUCUCAUCGUCAGUUUAUACCUUAUUUUGAGUCGCUAGUGUCUCCUUACCAAUGA